GUUUGUUUUAUACUGUUGUUUCCCUGCAUUUUUGCAGGGAUGAGGUAUUUUCUGCAGCAUACAUAUAAUAUAAGAGGAGUCAUCAUCACCAUCAAAUAAGAAGCAUCCCCCAAGUCCUAAUCGUGGGUACUGUGUAUUUAUUUUCCUCCUCUUCUUCUUCCCUUUCUUCUCUGGCCCAUCUGAUAGCGUUGUGAUUCCUGGUACAGGAAUGAAUUAGGACUUGCAGCUGAUUUCUGGCCAUUGAAACAGCUUGAGUUCUGUGAGAUUUUGCAGGGGGGGAAGAAAAAAAAGAAUUUGGGUAUCAUUAGGAUGGUGUAACAUAGUACCUGAUUAGAUUUUUUGCAGAGAAAAAUAUAAAUUAGAGCAAGAAAAGGUAUCAAAGAGAGGCUGCAUAGAUUUGACAAUAAGUCAUGAAUGAAGGAAGCAGCCUCAAGGUGGGAUCUACUGCAACAUGGUUGAACACUUUGAGUCAACACCCAAAUUCACACGUGGAAGGUGGUGAUGGUGGGCAGUCUAUGAUGGGGGGAUUUUCUACACAGCAUUCACAUGGAUCCACCAUUAUUGAUCACUCCUCAGCAGGUCAAGGGAGGGGUUUGUUAGAUCUGCACUCUGAUACAGCUAAUAGCAGUGACCUUUUAGGCAGCAAUAGAUCUGAUGGAGAGCAUCAACAGGAUCAUAACAGUGAGAUGGUUUGGCAGAACUCAAGGCUCAAGGCUGAUAUUCUUCAGCAUCCUCUCUAUGACCAGUUGUUGGAUGCCCAUGUUGCCUGCCUUAGGAUUGCAACUCCUGUGGAUCAGCUCCCCAAAAUUGAUGCACAGUUGGCUCAGUCAAGGCAUGUUGUGGCCAAGUAUUCUAUCCUAGGAAGAAACCAGCUCUUGUCUGGAGAGGAGAAAGAGGAGCUGGACAGGUUUCUGGCGCAAUACGUGGUAUUAUUAUCGUCUUUCAAAGAACAACUUCAGCAGCAUGUACGGGUUCAUGCAAUGGAAGCUGUCAUGGCCUGCUGGGAGCUUGAACAGUCUCUGCUGAGCCUUACAGGAGUAUCACCUGGGGAAGGAACAGGAGCAACCAUGUCUGAUGAUGAAGAUGACCAGGCAGACAGUGAGGCUAAUCUAUUUGAUUUAGCUUUAGAUGGACAAGAUGGAAUAGGACCCUUUGGGCCGUUGAUUCCCACAGAAAACGAGCGUUCUUUAAUGGAGAGAGUGAGGUUGGAGCUCAAGCAUGAAUUGAAGCAGGGAUAUAGAUCAAGAAUUGAAGACAUAAGAGAAGAGAUUCUUAGAAAGCGUAGAGCAGGCAAAUUGCCUGGUGAUACAACUACUGUGCUCAAAACAUGGUGGCAAGCUCAUUCAAAAUGGCCUUAUCCAACGGAAGAUGAGAAGUCAAGGUUGGUACAGGAAACAGGACUUCAGCUUAAGCAAAUCAAUAACUGGUUCAUCAAUCAAAGAAAGCGCAAUUGGCACAGCAAUCCUUCUUCAUCUACAGCUACAAACUCCAAGCGCAAGAGGUAAUGGGCUUAUUGAAGUUUUAACAUACGUAGAUAUUACACAUGCUCCUAACAGAAAUAGAGGACGAAUCUGGUAAAACUGUAAUAAUGUCAUUGUACAAAUCCUAGUUCAAGCUUGCCUAAGAAAUCUUAGGUUUAUACCUCUAAACUUUGCUUAAAAGAGUUUGAUCUGUUAUGAUCAAAUCCGCUGUAUAUGAUUAGUUCAGUAGAGAGAUCUGAUCUUCUGGAAUUAUGCAAAGGAAAAGCACCUCCCAGAGCAUCCAGAGAAAGUUAUAUCAGAGUAACAUCGAGAAUAACGUGUAUAUAUAUAAUACAUAAUAUAUGAGAUUCAUAGCUGAAGCAAAAUUUGUUA
This is a messenger RNA of Cryptomeria japonica (Japanese cedar), 1853 nucleotides long. Its product is annotated as homeobox protein knotted-1-like 3. The transcript is spliced from 6 exons. Gene Ontology annotation, cellular component: nucleus. The record is from RefSeq and is a predicted model, not a curated record. The coding region runs from base 411 to 1505 and encodes 364 amino acids. Gene Ontology annotation, molecular function: DNA binding. NCBI's taxonomy places the organism in Eukaryota, Viridiplantae, Streptophyta, Pinopsida, Cupressales, Cupressaceae. Gene Ontology annotation, biological process: regulation of DNA-templated transcription.